GGACGCGCAACUAAACACAGAUCCCUAGAAACACUCUAGGAUUAGCAGCCGCAGUGCCUUCAUAAAAUUACAAGUGUGCGAAAUUCAUUGAAUCGAUAGCUGAGGCCAGUCGGUGACGCCGGGACGAAGCAAAGCAGUGCAAUAUAAAGUGUGUUAGAAAGUUACAGUUGGAGCACAAAUGAUAAAGGGCAGGCUAUUUAAGGGCAUUUAAUCGCCAGGUUGCGGGAUAAUUUGAGGAUUGAUGGAGUGACGUCAGUACGUACCUUGAUAGCAGAGUAAUCUCCUUGUGGACGGUCUAAUCUCAGAGGGAAAUGGGCACGUUUCUACUCAGAUGUGGGUACUCGCUACAAGCACCGUGCUAACGUAUCAGUAAACAGCUCCCGGAAUGAGUAAAGCGAGAAGUAAAAUAAAAACUCUUUAAUAGCAGGCUCUGCGCGGCUCCUGAACUCCACUGUGCGUUUCCGUGCAUCUAAGAGUGGAUGUUCAGAACACUGGACGCUUCUUCCUACAACGGCCUCCUCCAUCCUGAAGGUUAAAAAUCGACUGGAUUAACAAGUCAACGGACAGACAGCAGGGAGAAACUCCAUUUACAACGAACCAACUUAGAAAGCUGACAUUAAUCAAACCUCCGUCGAAGCUCCGAGUAACAUAUACUUUGCAUUAUCCUUCUAAAUUCCACCGUCUACUUCUGCGUUUCACAUUAUUUAAUCAUAUAUAUAAUUUAUAUCCUAAAACGAGACUGUAUGGAGUAGAUUUCUUCCACAAUCAACCCAACUGGUAUUGAAUCAAUCUAUAUUAUAUAUAUAUAUAAUGAAUGUAAUUACAUUGUUACUCACCGGAUUGUCUCUAUCUGGGAAACUCCACUGGCUUAGUGGACUCGAAUACGAUUACUCUUAUGAUUAUUAUGAUGAAGAAAAGGCGGAGGUCAUUGAUUAUAAAGACCCGUGCAAAGCUGCUGCAUUUUGGGGAGAUAUUGCCUUAGAUGAAGAAGACUUGCAACUGUUUCAGAUUGAUCGGACAAUUGAUUUAUCAAGACACGUGUUAGACAGAAUUGGACACACAACAGGUGGUUCUGGAGAACACAGAGUUUCUAAAAAGAAAGGAACAAUUUAUCAACUUAUAGAUCGGAUACUAAGAUUGGGAGCAGAUAGUGAUCAAAAUGCAACUGACAGACAAAACAACAACUCAGAAGCCUUAAGUCGGAUUGAGAAGAGUAGAGUUCCCAGAGCUGCAACAUCACGAGCUGAGAGAAUAUGGCCAGGAGGUGUCAUCCCAUAUGUCAUUGGAGGCAAUUUUACUGGCAGCCAGCGGGCAAUGUUCAAACAGGCCAUGCGGCACUGGGAGAAACACACAUGUGUUACUUUCAUCGAACGAGCAGAUGAAGAAAGUUACAUUGUCUUCACGUACAGACCAUGUGGGUGUUGCUCUUAUGUGGGAAGACGUGGUAAUGGUCCUCAGGCUAUCUCCAUUGGCAAAAACUGUGAUAAGUUUGGGAUUGUAGUUCAUGAACUGGGCCAUGUGAUUGGAUUUUGGCAUGAACAUACAAGACCAGACCGAGAUGAUCAUGUGACCAUCAUUAGAGAAAACAUCCAGCCAGGCCAGGAAUACAACUUCCUCAAGAUGGAACCCGGUGAAGUGAACUCCCUCGGGGAAGCAUAUGACUUUGACAGUAUUAUGCACUAUGCUAGGAACACCUUCUCAAGAGGAAUGUUUCUGGAUACCAUUCUCCCUGGACGUGACGAAAAUGGCAUAAGACCUGCCAUUGGCCAACGUGCACGUUUAAGUAAAGGAGACAUUGCACAGGCAAGGAAGCUGUAUAGAUGUCCAGCUUGUGGAGAAACUCUUCAAGACUCAACUGGUAAUUUCUCAUCCCCAGGAUUUCCUAAUGGAUACCCUUCAUACACACAUUGUGUCUGGAGAAUCUCAGUUACACCUGGUGAAAAGAUUGUUUUGAACUUUACAACCAUGGAUCUCUUCAAGAGUCGCCUGUGCUGGUAUGACUACAUAGAAGUACGAGAUGGCUAUUGGAGAAAGGCGCCACUUCUUGGCAGAUAUUGUGGCGAUAAACUGCCUGAAGUUCUGACUUCGACUGACAGCAGGAUGUGGAUAGAAUUCCGUAGCAGCAGUAACUGGGUAGGAAAAGGUUUUGCGGCAGUCUAUGAAGCAAUUUGUGGUGGUGAGAUCAGUAAAGAAUCGGGACAGAUCCAGUCUCCUAACUAUCCAGAUGACUAUAGACCAAUGAAGGAGUGCGUGUGGAAGAUAACAAUGUCUGAGCACUACCACGUAGGAUUAAUUUUUCAGGCCUUUGAGGUUGAAAGGCAUGACAAUUGUGCCUAUGACUAUUUAGAAGUCCGAAAUGGCAAUAAUGAAAAUAGUCCUUUAAUUGGGCGUUUCUGUGGCUACGACAAACCAGAAGACAUCAAAUCUACUUCAAAUACUCUCUGGAUGAAGUUUGUUUCUGAUGGAACAGUUAAUAAAGCAGGAUUUGCAGCAAACUUUUUUAAAGAGGAGGAUGAAUGUGCCAGACAUGACAAUGGAGGUUGUGAGCAGCAAUGUGUGAACACUUUGGGCAGUUAUAAGUGUACCUGUGAUCCAGGGUAUGAACUUGCAGCAGACAAGAAAAGUUGUGAAGCUGCCUGUGGAGGACUCUUGUCAAAGCUAAAUGGAACGAUCACCACACCAGGCUGGCCUAAAGAAUAUCCUCCUAAUAAGAACUGUGUUUGGCAAGUUGUGGCUCCUACCCAAUACAGAAUUUCAAUGCAGUUUGAAUUUUUUGAAUUAGAAGGCAAUGAUAUAUGCAAAUAUGAUUAUGUUGAGAUCCGCAGUGGCCUUUCAUCCGAUUCCAAGCUUCACGGGAAGUUUUGUGGUACUGAAGUGCCUGAAGUUAUAACAUCCCAAUACAAUAAUAUGAGGAUUGAAUUCAAAUCUGACAAUACUGUUUCAAAGAAAGGAUUCAAGGCCCACUUCUUUUCAGAUAAGGAUGAGUGUUCCAAAGACAACGGUGGCUGUCAACAUGAAUGCAUCAAUACAGUAGGCAGUUAUGUGUGUCAGUGUCGAAAUGGAUUUGUACUACAUGAAAAUAAACAUGACUGCAAAGAAGCUGAAUGUGAACACAAGAUCUACAGUGCCACUGGUAUCAUCACCAGUCCCAAUUGGCCAGAUAAAUAUCCUAGUCGCAAAGAAUGUACAUGGGAGAUCUCAGCAACUCCUGGCCACAGAGUGAAGAUAACUUUCAAUGAAUUUGAGAUUGAACAACACCAGGAAUGUGCUUACGAUCAUCUAGAAGUGUUUGACGGAGAGACUGAUAAAUUUGCAAUUCUGGGACGAUUCUGUGGCAGCAUCAUACCAGCUCCUGUCAUCUCUACUGGAAACAAGAUGUUUAUCAGAUUUGUUUCAGAUGCAUCUGUACAAAGGAAAGGUUUCCAGGCUACCCACUCCACUGAAUGUGGUGGGAGACUGAAGGCUGAAAUAAAAUCCAAGGAUCUGUAUUCCCACGCUCAGUUUGGAGAUAAUAACUACCCAGGCCAAGUGGACUGUGAGUGGCAGAUUAUAGCAGAAGAAGGCUAUGGGGUGGAGUUAUCAUUCCAGACAUUUGAAGUGGAAGUGGAAGCUGACUGUGGCUAUGACUUUAUUGAACUGUUUGAUGGGUUUGAUACCACAGCUUCAAGGCUUGGACAAUUCUGUGGAUCAGGGCCACCUGAAGAAAUCUAUUCAGCAGGCAAUGCCAUUUUACUUCAUUUCCAUACUGAUGACACAAUUAACAAAAAGGGAUUCCAUAUACGAUAUACAAGUACAAAGUUCCAGGAUGCCCUUCACACCAAAAAGUAAUCUGAUCCUCAAUACGAUUUCCUUUCUCUUUUUUUAACAAAAGCAAAAAUAACCUGAACUAUUUUAUAAUGACAGUAUAGUGAGGAACUGAAGAAAAUAAAUUGUUGAGUUGACUGUGUGAAGGUGAAGUAUUCCAGUGGAAGAUUCAAUGAAAACUCGAAGUGCAGGCUAACAGUUAGUCUGGGAAUUAAACUGCAGUAACAGAAUACUACCUUCCUGCAGGAUCAUUAUAAAGGUUUAUGUGCUGUGUCGGCUUUGGUCACUAAAGGCUACAGAGUUUCACUCAGUGAAAAUACCCCUGUGCAGAGUACUCUUCAUCUCAGCCACCUACAAUAUCCAUAGGAAUGAACCUACGUCGGACCAUUACGAACUUCUCUGUGUAUCAUUCACAGAUUUAUUUUGUCAGGCACACAAGGACAUUAAAAGGAUGAAAGAUGUAUUCUAGUGUACUGUUCAAUUUUCAACAUGUGGUUUAACAAUAUAAAGGCAAACCAUUUACUGCAUAAUUUAUGGAGUUCUACAAUUCUUUUGCCCUUUUUUUAAACUAGAUGUCUUUACUGACUGUAUUAUCUGUGAUCAUGUCUCUCUGUUACAUGACUUCAUGCAGAUGAGCACUGUAGCAAACUGUGAAUUCCUUCAGUACCAAAAACAGAUUUAAGAGCAUUGAAAAUCCUGAUAGCAUUUUCUAUAUUUUGCUAUUGGAAUGUUCCAGGAUAGUUUUUUUAUAAUAUGUGUUGGUAGUUUGCACUUAGAAUGAUAUCAUGAGGCCUGCUUUCAGGCUGCAGCUAUUCUAUGCGUCUCUGGACUGUAUUAUGUAAAUCACCUGAAGUUGUAAGCAUAUGAAUUGUAUGUGUAUGAAAAUUAAAUUAAUAGAUAACCAGAUAAACAUAGUGUUUAUAUAAUAGAAUGAGUAAAAAGGUCACAGAAUUUAAAAAAAAGAAAAAUUGCUAACUACAAUUCCUUUACAGUAGCUUUAUAGCUAUUCCAUGUGCUAAAAAAUCUGUAAUUAAACUGUUGAUAAUUUUAAGUGCUACAAUUUUCAGUGAGUGGGGCAAAAUAGGAAGGUUAAAUGUGUAAACCAUAUUCCCAUUUUUCAAGUUCUACUUUGGGAUACUGGGAUGUCUUCUUAAAACUGUGGAUGAACCAAAACUGAAGAGAAGAAUUAAACCCUGGAAGGAUGAAAAAGGCUAAGAAAAUGUAAUGUAAAACAGAUUUCUUAUGGUGCUACUCCAUGUUCAGAAGCAUUUUGGGUUUAUGAGCCAACAAUCUUGAGAACCUUGUAUGAUUGUCAAAACUAGUUCAGGCAUAAGCAGAAGGACAAAGACAAAUAUCAGCUUUGACAUAAGAUGAAGUCAUCAUGCUACUAAAGCAUAGGCCUGUGGAGACUGAAAUAAUUAAUGCCUUAGAAUGAUUCAUUGUAAAUCCUUGCACAUGACAAACAAAUCUUUCUGUGAAACAAAGCUUUGACUAUGUGUUUCAAAAUAAUUGAACAACUUGAACUUUUUUCUUAUUUUUGCCAUGUAAAAAGGUUCAUACAGUCAACCUGUUUAAAAAUUACGCAAAAAUGAAAUGUUUCAAUUUAGUUGAUGUACAGACAUGCUGAGUAGCCUGUUUCUAGACUGGUGAUUCAAGGUCUAGCCAUUCUUUUUAUGUUCCACCAAGGGAUCCAUAAUAUUGGACAUUUAGUAUGACAUAUAUUCAUUAUUAUGUGUUAAUUUACAAAGGCAUUAUAAGGCAAGUUUCAACUUUUGUGUUAUGGCUGAAUGGUGAAAAUAUUACAGUAUGUGCCAAGUUCCACCUGAGUCUGUUUUGCUGUAGCUUAUUUGUUCUUUUUGUUUCAUUUUUGCUGUUGUUUAUAACCAGAACAUUGUGGCUUCUGAAGCUUCUCAUUAAAGGUUCUUUCAGGUCAAGGUUCAGGAGUAAAAUCAAAUCUCAUUGCAGGAGAUGUUACUUUGCAAUGUUUUUCACACAGUAGAUUGCUACUUAAGUUAGCAGUAAUUAAUCUAUUUGUAUCUGUAUUAUAUCCUAAGCCCAUGAAAACAUCACUAGCACUAAUAAAUAUGUUUCUACAAACA
This is a messenger RNA of Carcharodon carcharias (great white shark), 5903 nucleotides long. RefSeq names its product tolloid-like protein 1. The transcript has 22 exons. Bases 811 to 3828 code for a protein of 1005 amino acids. Gene Ontology annotation, molecular function: zinc ion binding; calcium ion binding; metalloendopeptidase activity. The record is from RefSeq and is a predicted model, not a curated record. Lineage: Eukaryota; Metazoa; Chordata; Chondrichthyes; Lamniformes; Lamnidae. Gene Ontology annotation, biological process: proteolysis.